Molecule: messenger RNA, 1347 nt
Organism: Brassica rapa (field mustard)
Lineage: Eukaryota; Viridiplantae; Streptophyta; Magnoliopsida; Brassicales; Brassicaceae
Source: RefSeq, a predicted model, not a curated record
AUGAACUGCAUCUCCCUUCUCUUGAACAAAGCGGCUGAAGAAGGAGAAUUUGGGUAUCAUCAUCACUGUCGAGAAUCAAAGCUAACCCAUCUGUGUUUCGCAGAUGAUCUACUCAUAUUCUGUGAUGGAUCAGUCAACUCUGUGAAGAACAUCCUCAGCGUUCUCGAUCGCUUCGCAUUGGUGUCGGGCCUCUCGGUUAACAUUUCAAAGACUUCAUUCUUCACCUGCGGUCUCACCCCUGCGGAAGUCGCCCAAAUUACCACGGAAACGGGACUAACGCAAGAUACUCUCCCUGUCAGAUACCUAGGAGUCCCCCUCUGCACCAAAAAACUCUCCCUCUCCAAUUGCGAACCCCUGAUACAGCAAGUGAAGCAGAAAGUCAAUAGUUGGACUGCGAAGUCACUUUCCUUCGCAGGAAGGCUCCUCCUGAUAAACACUGUCAUUGCUGGAAUAUCAAAUUUCUGGUGCGCUACUUUCACAAUUCCUAAGCAAUGCAUAAACGCUAUCAACUCUCUAUGUGGGGCAUACCUUUGGCGUGGGACAACAGAAGGACAUCACUCAGCACGCGUUGCUUGGGAAACCAUAACUCUAUCGAAGGCUGAAGGAGGCUUGGGAGUGCGUGAUCUGGUCCACUGGAAUAGAGCAUGUCUGAUCAAAUUAAUAUGGCUCCUCUUCUUCAGAGCAGGAUUAAUAUGGGUAGCUUGGUUUAUCAAACAAAUCCUCUCAGGCAACAUUAGCAACUUUUGGACCCUGCGAGAGAAGCAAACUCAUUCUUACACUGUCAGGAAGCUACUUCGAUGCAGAGACUUGGUCUUCAAUUGGAUAAAAGUAAAGCUGGGAAACGGUAGAAAAACCUUAUUCUGGUUCGAAAACUGGAGUCCUUUUGGUUGCAUCAAAGAUUUCUUGAAUCUGCCACCACAAUCGACCCUCGGAACUCGACGCCCAGCUACGGUUGCGGACAUCAAUCGGAAUGGCAACUGGUCAUUACCGAACCCUCGUUCUGAAGAGCAACUUCGCCUCCACACCCAUCUCACCACCAUCACCCUUACGGACCUUGAAGAUACAUAUAUCUGGCAACCGCAAGACAUCAAAUUGACAUCAUUCUCCACAGCAAAACUUCCUCACUUGGCUGGUGGUCCUAAAUCGAUGUCCAACCAAGGACAGGAUACUAAGGAUGGGGACUCCAAACUGACCCAUGUGGGAAUUCUUGGCAACCAAGGCAGGCUGCGCUCCCGUGAGGCAAUGGUCUCAAUGUCUCCACGCCAUGCAAUCUCUAACUCUACCCCGCCACCUCCGACUACUCUCCCUCCUGGCUUGGCAGACAGCGAUCUAUCUCCUCUGGAAUGA